Molecule: messenger RNA, 1368 nt
Organism: Mandrillus leucophaeus (drill)
Lineage: Eukaryota; Metazoa; Chordata; Mammalia; Primates; Cercopithecidae
Gene: CTSW
Product: cathepsin W
Exons: 9
Coding region: 37-1347 (436 amino acids)
Cellular component (GO): lysosome
Molecular function (GO): cysteine-type endopeptidase activity
Source: RefSeq, a predicted model, not a curated record
GCUUCCUGCCUCCAUGCCUCUCCAGACUGCACCAGCAUGGCACUGACUACCCACCCCUCCUGCCUCCUGGCACUGUUGGUGGCAGGCCUAGCCCAAGGCAUCAGAGGCUCCCUUAGGGCCCAGGACCUCGGUCCUCAGCCGCUGGAGCUGAAAGAGGCCUUCAAGCUGUUCCAGAUCCAGUUCAACCGGAGUUACUUGAGCCCAGAAGAGCAUGCUCGCCGCCUGGACAUCUUUGCCCACAACCUGGCCCAGGCUCAGCGGCUGCAGGAGGAGGACUUGGGCACAGCUGAGUUUGGGGUGACUCCAUUCAGUGACCUCACAGAGGAGGAGUUUGGCCAGCUCUACGGGUAUCGGAGGGCAGCUGGAAGGGUUCCCGGCAUGGGCAGAGAGAUAGGGUCCGAAGAACCAGAGGAGUCAGUGCCUUUCACCUGUGACUGGCGGAAGGUGGCCGGUGCCAUCUCACCCAUCAAGGACCAGAAAAACUGCAACUGCUGCUGGGCCAUGGCAGCGGCAGGCAACAUAGAGGCCCUGUGGCGCGUCAAUUUCUGGGAUUUCGUGGAUGUCUCCGUGCAGGAACUGCUGGACUGUGGUCGCUGUGGGGAUGGCUGCCGUGGUGGCUUCGUCUGGGACGCGUUCAUAACUGUUCUCAACAACAGCGGCCUGGCCAGUGAAAAGGACUACCCGUUCCAGGGCAAAGUCAGAGCCCAAGGGUGCCACGCCAAGAAGUACCACAAGGUGGCCUGGAUCCAGGACUUCAUCAUGCUGCAGAACAGCGAGCACAGAAUUGCCCAGUACCUGGCCACUUACGGCCCCAUCACCGUGACCAUCAACAUGAAGCCCCUGCAGCUAUACCGGAAAGGUGUGAUCAAGGCCACACCCACCACCUGUGACCCCCAGCUUGUGGACCACUCUGUCCUGCUGGUGGGUUUUGGCAGCCUCAAGUCAGAGGGGAUAUGGGCAGAGACAGUCUCAUCACAGUCUCAGCCUCAGCCUCCACACCCCACCCCAUACUGGAUCCUGAAGAACUCCUGGGGCGCCCAGUGGGGAGAGAAGGUGAGUGUGAUCUACUGGGGGAGGGGCAAGGCAGAACAGGCCUCUUCCCACCUUCCCACCCCUGUGUCCCCUAACCUCCUAGGGCUACUUCCGGCUGCACCGAGGGAGCAAUACCUGUGGCAUCACCAGGUUCCCGCUCACUGCCCGUGUGCAGAAACCGGAUGUGAAGCCCCGAGUCUCCUGCCCUCCCUGAACCCACCUGGCCCCCUCAGCUCUGUCCUGUUAGGCCAGCUGCCUCCUCGCCAGCCCUACCCCCAGGUUUUUGCUCAUCUUCCCAAUCUCAAUACAGCCUGAAUAAACCAAGACAAGACCUCU